This is a messenger RNA of Echinops telfairi (small Madagascar hedgehog), 1175 nucleotides long. It is a transcript of the gene CTNNA3, whose product is annotated as catenin alpha 3. The coding region runs from base 17 to 1129 and encodes 370 amino acids. The record is from RefSeq and is a predicted model, not a curated record. Gene Ontology annotation, molecular function: cadherin binding; actin filament binding; beta-catenin binding. NCBI's taxonomy places the organism in Eukaryota, Metazoa, Chordata, Mammalia, Afrosoricida, Tenrecidae. The transcript is spliced from 8 exons. Gene Ontology annotation, cellular component: fascia adherens; adherens junction. Gene Ontology annotation, biological process: cell-cell adhesion; cell migration.
ACAAGACCUCUCUGAAAUGUUGAAAAGCACACAUGUUAAUGGCAACAUGUCGGCUGAAACACCAGUCACUCUGACUAUCGAUCCUCACGACCUGCAGGUCCAAACAUUUACUGUGGAGAAGCUACUGGAACCUCUCCUAAUCCAGGUCACCACACUUGUAAAUUGUCCCCAGAAUCCAUCCAACAGGAAAAAAGGUCGUUCAAAGAGAGCGAUAGUUCUUCUAGCUUCUGUGGAGGAAGCCACUGGGAAUUUACUAGACAAGGGAGAGAAGAUCGCUCAGGAAGCCACAGUUUUAAAGGAAGAGCUUACUGCUGCACUUGAGGAAGUUCGCAAAGAAAGUGAAGCUCUGAAAAUAUCAGCUGAAAGAUUUACAGAUGACCCCUGUUACCUCCCCAAAAGGGAAGCUGUGGUUCAAGCUGCCCGUGCCUUGUUGGCUGCAGUCACUAGACUCCUUAUCCUCGCAGACAUGAGUGACGUCAUGCGUCUCCUGCAGCACGUGUCAGCAUUUCAGAGGACAGUUGAAUCUCUUAAAAAUAUUUCCAACAAAUCUGACCUCCAAAAGACCUACGAGAAGCUUGGGAAGGAGCUGGAAAAUCUCGAUUAUUUGGCCUUCAAACGUCAGCAGGACCUAAAAUCUGCAAAACAAAGGGAUGAAAUUGCAGGGGCCCGGGCCUCACUGAAGGAGAACUCUCCUCUCUUACAUUCCAUUUGCUCCGCUUGUUUGGAGCAUUCGGAUGUUGCUUCCCUAAAAGCUAGCAAGGACACCGUUUGUGAAGAAAUUCAAAAUGCCCUUACUGUGAUUUCAAAUGCCUCACAAGGCAUCCAGAACAUGCAGGCCUCAGCAGAACCCCCGGCUGCAACCCUGGGAUGUGCCCUUGAGGAACUUGAGACUCUGAUUGUCUUGGAUCCACUCACAGUCACCGAGGAGGAAAUGAGACCUUCACUAGAGAAGCGUCUAGAAGCCAUUGUCAGCGGGGCAGCGCUGUUGGCGGACUCUUCGUGCACGAGGGAUUUCCAUCGAGAGCGAAUUAUUGCAGAAUGCAAUGCGAUUCGCCAGGCUCUACAAGAUCUGCUAUCAGAAUACAUGAACAACGUGUUUCCGUCCUUGACUUGGACCUCCUGGCAAUAGCAUAGGCCACCCUCGAGACUGAGACCUUGACAGGAAAUAACAUUUG